AUGGUAAUAGAGGGCGUGCUAACACCUAUUCGAUAUUCGAAGUGGGCAACACCAUUGACACCAGUGAUGAAAGAUGACGGGACAAUACGGAUGUGUGGCGAUUAUCGUGUGACAGUAAACACCGCGAUAGAUACAGACACGUACCCCCUUCCAACAGCAAAUGAAGCGUUUGUAAGGUUGAGUGGGGGUAGAAUAUUCAGUAAAUUAGAUUUAAAGCAAGCGUAUACACAGCUAAAAGUUGAUGAUGCGACUGCAAUGCUGUUAACACUCAACACUCCAAUUGGUUUAAUGAGAAUGAACCGUUUACCGUUCGGUGUCAAUGCGGCGCCAGCUGUUUUUCAACGCCUGAUGUCAACGGCGCUUGCAGGUAUGGAGGGCGUCGCCUGUUUAUUGGACGAUGUGGCGGUAACGGGAUCCACCAUUGAAGAACACAAUCACAGACUUAGAGAAGUGCUAAGUAAAUUGCAAGAAAUGGGAUUUCGAUUGAAUGAAAAAAAGUGUGUUUUUGCGGCGAACAGCAUUACGUUCUUAGGCCACAUGAUUGAUGCGGAAGGCCUCCAACCUACGAAGGUAAAGGAAAUUCAAGAAAAACCGGCUCCAACUAACAAAGAGACGUUGCGAGCCUUUUUGGGCUUAUACAAUUUCUAUGAGAAAUUUUUACCUGAUAAGAGCACUAUAUUAGAGCCAUUAUAUAGACUAUUAGAAUCAAAGAGACCCUGGAGCUGGGGAGAGAAAGAACAGAAAGCUUUCAAUGAGGCAAAACGUUUAUUGUCAUCGGAUCUCACAUUGGUGGGAUAUGAUUUACAAAAAGAAUUGCUUCUCAUCUGUGAUUCUUCAGAAUAUGGAGUAGGAGCGAUUAUUGCCCAUGUGAUGAAAGACGGAUCUGAAAGACCUGUAAUGAUGGCCUCGCGCACAUUGCAAGCUCAUGAGAGACGAUACGGGCAAAUUGAUAAGGAGGCACUAGCAAUUAUAUUUGGAUUGACCAAAUUUCACGAAUUUUUAGCAGGUCGUAAAUUUUGUAUAGUUACAGAUCACAAGCCACUGGUAGGGUUAUUCAAUCCUGCAAAGCCUAUACCUGAACAGAUUUCGCCUAGAAUGUUACGUUGGUCACUUAAACUCGCUUGCUAUGACUAUAAACUAAAGUACAGACCUGGGAAACUAAUUGGCAACGCGGAUGCUUUAAGCAGAUGGACCGCUACGGAUACAUCCAGUGUAAAGAAGGAAGUGUCUGGUGAUCUGCUUCUGUUAGAAGAGCAGUUGAGCGGGUGGCAGCUAAAUGCUGGCAAAAUUGCUGAAGAAACUAAAAAGGAUAUGGUGCUGCAAAAAGUAAUGUUCCAUGUUUUACACGGCUGGCCACGCAAGAAUACAGAUUCAAGUUUACAAGCUUAUUGGUCAAGAAGAGAAGCUCUUUCACAUAAUAAUGACUGUUUAUUGUGGUGUAACAGAGUAAUAAUACCGGCAUCCUUGCAGGAAAAGGUUUUGAAGUUGUUACAUGCUCCACACGCGGGCAUGGUCCAGACGAAAGCGUAUGCAAGAGGCUAUGUAUGGUGGGUAGACAUGGAUCGUCAAAUUGAGAAUAUUGUAGCCGCCUGCCAACAGUGCCAAUUAGUAAGAAAUAAACCACCAAAGGACCCUCAAUCUUGGAUUGUUUCAGAGAAACCCUGGAGUCGUGUACAUGUGGACUUUGCUGGACCCUUCCAGGGGAAAACAUUUUUAGUUCUAGUAGAUAGCUAUAGCAAAUGGUUUGAAGCCGAAAUAGUACCAACGAUGAAUAGCGGGACAGUGAUAACGGUGCUAAGGAAAAUUUUUACUUCACAAGGACUGCCUGACGUACUAGUUUCAGAUAAUGGACGCGCAUUUACCUCGGAAGAAUUCAAUAAUUUCUUAAAAGAAUGGAAUUAA
Galleria mellonella (greater wax moth) is the source of this 1902-nucleotide messenger RNA. RefSeq lists its product as uncharacterized. The record is from RefSeq and is a predicted model, not a curated record. Gene Ontology annotation, molecular function: nucleic acid binding. NCBI's taxonomy places the organism in Eukaryota, Metazoa, Arthropoda, Insecta, Lepidoptera, Pyralidae. Gene Ontology annotation, biological process: DNA integration. The transcript has a single exon. The coding region runs from base 1 to 1902 and encodes 633 amino acids.